Molecule: messenger RNA, 3025 nt
Organism: Hermetia illucens (black soldier fly)
Lineage: Eukaryota; Metazoa; Arthropoda; Insecta; Diptera; Stratiomyidae
Gene: Oatp26F
Product: solute carrier organic anion transporter family member 4A1
Exons: 8
Coding region: 257-2383 (708 amino acids)
Biological process (GO): sodium-independent organic anion transport; transmembrane transport
Cellular component (GO): membrane
Molecular function (GO): protein binding
Source: RefSeq, a predicted model, not a curated record
ACUGCACUGAACAAGGUCGCGUCGAGGAUAAGCGCUAAGUGGCGAUUUGUUUGUUUUUAGGCGCUCAGAGGUAUUCCUUCAACAUUUGAAAGUGAUAGUUUGUUUUAACCUUCGAAAGAUACAUAGCAUACGCAGUAAUGUUUACACACUAGUCCGUCGUAUGUUUACCUUUUUGAGAUAACAAAUUGUUUGUUUUGUAGUCUCGGGAUUUCUUCCCGUCGUUUUUCGAUAAAAAAGCGUAGGUGGACUUAACAAAAUGGAUAAUGCAAACGAUGAAGUGAAUCAACAGGGCGACCCGAAUAAUAAAUUCUUAAGUGUUCAAAAUAAUUUGAAAGUGAAUAAAAGUAACAUUGUCACGAAAACCUACGGAUGGGGAAAGUUUCAACCGAAAUUCUUACAAGGAUUGCUGUCGGCAAAAUGGGCCCUGUUUUGGCUAUGUUGGGCAGGUGCAAUGCAAGGACUCAUCGUUAAUGGCUUCGUCAAUGGAGUUAUAACAACAAUCGAACGUCGUUUCGGCCUGCGUUCCAGUCAAACAGGAUUGGUGGCAAGUGGCUAUGAUAUCGCCUCGUUUGUAUGUCUCGCUCCUGUGUCCUAUUUUGGUGGACGUCUUGGAGCAUCUAAGCCCCGAUGGCUAGCAUGGGGUGUAAUCAUAAUGGGACUGGGUUCGCUAACAUUUGCAUUUCCUCACUUCCUUGUGGGACCGUAUCGGGCGUCCACUGCUGAAAUAGACUUGUGUACAACCGGCGAGGGAAAUGCUACUGUUCGACAGCAUUGCGAGGGUUCCACGGAAUCUGAAAAUGAGAAUCUCACAUGGACCGUUUGGCUUUUCUUCGCUUCCCAACUUCUACAUGGAAUUGGAGCUGCUCCACUAUACACACUUGGAGUUACCUAUAUUGAUGAAAAUGUCUCAAGGAAAAUGUCAUCGGUUUAUUUAGGAAUAUACUACACGAUGGCAAUUAUUGGACCAGCAGUUGGAUACGUUGUAGGUGGGCAGCUGCUACUUAUAUACACAGACUUUAUGACUGUGGAUUCAAAUACACUCGGUUUAACAUCACAAAGUAAAGUUUGGAUUGGAGCAUGGUGGAUCGGGUUUGUAUUUGCGGCUAUUGCCUGCAUAGUUCUCGCUAUUCCGAUGUUUGGGUAUCCUGAAUCGCUACCUGGGUCAGAGGAAAUUCAACAGGAACGAGUCUCUGAGGCGCACAAUGGCAACACAAGCGCCAAUAAAUCCUACACCAAACUCAAGGAUAUACCGAAGGCAUUUUGUGCACUUUUGAGGAAUCCGACGUUCUGCCUACUCAAUUUAGCUGGAGCAUCUGAAGGACUCAUAAUAGCUGGUUUCUCUGCAUUUUUACCGAAACAAAUCGAAAAUCAGUUCAGUAUCUCUCCGGUUUGGGCUGCAUUGCUAAUGGGUGUCGUUACAGUACCAGCUGGAGGAGGCGGAACAUUUCUCGGAGGAUAUCUUGUAAAAAGACUAAAGUUAACCUGUUCAGGGAUCAUUAAACUCUGUUUGAUCGUGAGCAUAACGGCUACCUUCUUCACUUUGUGUUUCCUACUGAGCUGUCCAAACUUGCCUUUUGCUGGAGUGACUUCGGCAUACUCUUCUCAAACGAAACUGCUUUCAGACGUAGACUUCAGAAGGGUUGACUACGAUUUAGAUUCAACAUGCAAUAUGAACUGUGGAUGCAAUAAAUUCGACUAUGACCCCGUUUGUGGAGCUGACGGCGUCAUGUACUUUUCUCCAUGUCAUGCUGGAUGCGAUAAGGAACUCAACAUGGAUGGAUCGAAAAUUUAUCUGAAUUGUGAAUGUAUACAUAGCUCUGCAAACAGUUCUUAUGAUGCUAUCAAUACGAUAUGUGAGACGACCUGCAAUAAUUUAGGAUAUUUCAUAGCGGUCUGCUUUAUGCUAAUGCUGUUCACGUUCUUGGCAACCAUGCCUGCAUUAUCGGCAACUUUAAGAUGCGUUCACGACGACCAGCGUUCCUUUGCCCUCGGCAUUCAGUGGAUCAAAGUACGUAUUUUCGGAACAAUACCAGCACCUCUACUAUUUGGCGCAAUAAUUGAUGAAACCUGCAUUUUAUGGGAAGAAUCCUGCGACGACAGUGGCGCUUGUCUUGUUUACGACAACAAAUACAUGAGCAAAUACAUGUGGAUCCUAGCGCUGAUUGGUAAAAUAUGUUCGGUGGUAUUCUUUUUCGGCGCAUGGUAUUUCUACAUCCCGCCCAAAGGACUCGAUGAUAAAGCAUCAGAGGAGGGAAGCGAUGCGGAAUCACAACAUCAACAACAGCCGAAUCAACAGGUGAUUAUCAACAAUACAAAGACUGAUACUGUGAAUGGGAGUGUGACAAACGAACACGAAGGGAAUCACACUGAAGAACGGUAUUGAUAAGACAGCUACGUAGAAUAGAAUUCCUUGGUUUUCUGAAUCGGAGAAAACUUGAAAGAAAUAGAUUCAGAUUUUCGCGAUGUAGAUGGCAAAUCUCAACAAACAACGAUAAAAAUUAUCUAUUGAAUAAGCGUAACUCGGCUAAGUGUUCACCGAUGUCUGGCUGUCUUGAAUCCUAAAGAUAAUAUCUGAAUUCGGAUUGACAAAAAAUAUCUUUAUGAGUUCUUUCACAUUCCAAUCUUGCAUAGAUGUUUUUGUACUUUUAUACGUAUAAAACAGCUCUAGACUGCCAAAUUUAUUCUAAUCUAUGAAAGCUCAUCGUUUCCACUUUUGUAACGAUUACUCAGUGUAAAUGUAGAUUUUAAGGGGACAUUCUUUUUAUACUGAAGAUCUAGGCAAACUUCAGUUAGUCGUUAUAGAUUUCAGGGAAUAUAACGAAAUUAUGACGACGGCGUUUUAUUAAAUGAGUUGUGGACGCCUGAGGUAGCUUAGAGGGCGUAUUUAUGUAGUCGAUUAUUAAGUAGUGAUUAAGUGGUCGUAUGUAGAUGUAAUUUAUCGAGUACAGAUUUGAAUAUGUAUGUAUCUGAACACUGCGUGAGAUUAACGUUAGGAAAUAAAACUUUUCAAUGAAAAAAUAUCAAA